AUGGCAGGAUCUGAAACCGCCAAGGCCACCACUACUGUCAUCACCACCACCGCCAACACCAUGGCUCAACCAACCAAACCAAUGGUUCGAAGGUUUGUUGGUGUCAGGCAAAGACCAUCGGGAAGAUGGGUGGCAGAAAUCAAGGACUCAUCUCAACGUGUGAGGCUGUGGCUAGGGACAUAUGAUACUCCUGAGGAAGCUGCUAGAGCUUACGAUGAAGCAGCUCGUGCUUUACGCGGGGAAAAUGCUAGAACCAACUUUGCAUCGGUUAAUCACAAUUCGAGCCAAUCAGGUUCUUCUCCUUCUAAUGGAGGGUUUGUCUCCCAAUCUGAUGAGCGGCAUGGACUUAGCUUCUCUUCAUUGAAGGCUAAAUUGAGCAAGAACCUGCAGAGUAUCAUGGCUAGGACGACGGAAAACAAGUCAACAAAAUGUAGAGUGAGUGACCACUUCACUUUCGCCAGCAUAUUCCACUUUAGAAACUACCAAUACCAGAACCCACCAGUUGAUAUGAAGAAUAUUGAAAAAGUGGUGCAACCAAGCAUCAUUGUGCCCCCUGCGGCAGAUGAGCCCCCUUCCUCUAAUUGGGACAGCUCCAGCGUUUCAGAUUGUAGCAAUGAAUGGGUUGGGUUUCGGCAACAUGGGUUCGAUUCAGAUGGGUCAGAUAUUGGAGAAGUGAGUUUUGGUGACCAAGGCUUUGCAGACCAAAUGAGGGGAUGGAUGGAUAGCCCAGAGAUUAGUCCAAGAAUAAUUAGUGCUGCUGAUGGUGGUUCAAGGAGUAAGAGGCUCAAGGUCUCUUCUUCGGUGGUGGUUCCCCCAACUUUUAGUGGGUCCACCUACAAUACAGACAAUUAA
Theobroma umbraticum is the source of this 852-nucleotide messenger RNA. RefSeq lists its product as uncharacterized. Gene Ontology annotation, biological process: regulation of DNA-templated transcription. Lineage: Eukaryota; Viridiplantae; Streptophyta; Magnoliopsida; Malvales; Malvaceae. The record is from RefSeq and is a predicted model, not a curated record. Gene Ontology annotation, molecular function: DNA-binding transcription factor activity; DNA binding.